CUUUUUUGUAAAUAUAUAAGGAGACGUACCCGACCUGCAUAGAGUCUGAUACACUCAUCAGUUUUCACCAGUCCUGGAAGCUAUGAACUUCGUGACGUGGGUAUGCCUGGUACUAUGUAUCAGUCAGCUGUCCCUGCAGGAUGUCACUGCAGCACCCAAGAAGGUUCAAUUAUGCGCUGACCUUAACGUAAAGUACGCUAUAAUAAGCGAUAACCCUUGGUUAAAGGGCUUAACCCCAAACUCUCACAAUUGGUUCGACAGUAUUGGAUACCUGAAGAACAUAUCAAGCAACAGUUCAUUACAGAUCAGUUAUCGAGUGGAGUACAAUGAUGGUACGGAUUUCUUUUUAUUUAAAACAAUAAACUGGAAACUCAAAAACUGGGGUAUAACUAACUUCUGUGACUUACCAGAAGGAAAAAAUACCAUUAUCACGACUAUUCUAUGGGAGAUGCUAGGUAUUCCCGAAGGAUGUCCCAUUUCCAAGGGAGAAGUUAAAAAUACGAGUCACGUUCACUUUCCCUUCAAAAACGAGUGCUAUCUAGUCGCAGAUGAGUCAGGAUCUCCUGAAUUUAAGAUAAGAAUCACCAUAUCUGAUUCUGAAGAGCUCAUAUCACCAAUGCCAUUAUUCAGUGCUGAACUCUAUUCGUAUGGUCCAAUUUACACGUUGUCUGAGAAUAAUGUGAAGAGUCAAGCAUAAUAUCUGAAGGGUUUAAUAUUCUGAAUAUGCACUUGAACUCACUGUAUGAUCUGGUGAAACGAUGGUUCAUCAUUUGGUCGAAUUGACCUGUUCGUCCAACGAUUGAACUACUUCGAUUAAUCUGAUGAAACAGUCAUUGCCAGCAAAGACUGUUUCUAAAGACAAGUUUCAAAAUCUAUCUGAAACUUGUCUUUAGAGACCUUUAUACCUGAAUGACGUGCCCUGUGACAGAGCUAUUUCAUUUUAACAAAUCAGAAUGACCGAUUAUUGUUGCAGGAGUGAUCAAAAUUGUGAGUUGGUAAAAAUAAAUUGUUGUAGUCAAUAUAUACAUAUUUGAUAAAAGUUACUAAAACGCCAUCAAAACGUACAUUGGGUGAUUGGCGUUCGAUUCCAAAGUUUUUAGUUUAUGAAACGGUUAAAGCUGUCAAAGAGGACGUUCUCUCUGACAGCUGAAGUUCUAGAUAAGCCGAAUAUGUAUUUUUUCACUUGGGAAUCGGCAUCGACACACCAUCCGAACGAUACAUGAGCAGAUUGGUGUUCGAUUGCAAGAUUUUAAGCUUAUGAAUCCGUUAAAAAAACAGAUAUCGAUUAUAGUCGCUGACUGGUCAAUAUAUACAAUUGGAAACGGUCAUCGAUGUACAAUCGAAAGCAAUUCAUAGUUCAGUGCUGUUUUAUCACAGGAUAUCGACACAGCCUAGUCGUUGGUUUGUAAAAAUAUAUAAAAUUGAGGACUGCCAUCGACAGGCAAUCGAAAGCAUAUGAGUCGAUUGUUAUUGAAUUACCAGAUUUUCGUCAUACAAUUUGACUCACGCUUUCAUAACAAAUUAUUUAAAGCUCCUAAAUCUUGAGAAAUUUUGUUUACACUAUGCAGUGAAAAACAUAUCACCCCCCCCCUUCCCCCCUCAAUUAUGAACAUUACAAAAUACCUCGAAAUUUUUCCGUCCAGAAAAUCAUAAAUUUAGAAACAUGAAAAAUCAUUAAGGAAUUUCAUUUAAAGUUUUGUGCAGCAUAGUCAUACUCAAGAGCAAUAAGAUCGUCAUCGUUGAACGCUAAUUAAGCUUCUCUGAGAACGACUCAAUCCAAGGAAUAUAAUUUUUGAAAAAUAAAUAUUUAUCUGAAGUAAAUGAAUGAUUUGGUGU
Molecule: messenger RNA, 1836 nt
Organism: Diachasmimorpha longicaudata
Lineage: Eukaryota; Metazoa; Arthropoda; Insecta; Hymenoptera; Braconidae
Exons: 4
Coding region: 83-697 (204 amino acids)
Source: RefSeq, a predicted model, not a curated record